This is a messenger RNA of Emiliania huxleyi CCMP1516, 153 nucleotides long. RefSeq lists its product as hypothetical. Lineage: Eukaryota; Haptophyta; Isochrysidales; Noelaerhabdaceae. The coding region runs from base 1 to 153 and encodes 50 amino acids. The record is from RefSeq and is a predicted model, not a curated record. The transcript is spliced from 3 exons.
AUGCUCUCGCGCGUGGCGCUGACGGGGACUAUUGAAACGGAAGCGGCGAAAGCCGACGGUUGGAUAGUGCGAUUUUUGGUGAACGAUUUUUCGCUUGGCAUCGGUGGGAAAUCGCACUAUUUAGCAAAAACCGAUUUGCUGUGGGGGGCGUAA